AUGAAGGAAUUAGAACAAGCCGAUAGUUUCCUACCCCGAAAUGUCCACCCAAGCCCUGCUGUUUCAUCGCCAACCAGAGGAACCAGAAAGGUAAGUGAUAUAAACCCACCUUUGCUUAAAUUGGAAUAUUUUUGUUUAGAAAUUUAA
Racocetra fulgida is the source of this 147-nucleotide messenger RNA. The record is from the annotation of a GenBank genome assembly. NCBI's taxonomy places the organism in Eukaryota, Fungi, Glomeromycota, Glomeromycetes, Diversisporales, Gigasporaceae.